Messenger RNA from Camelina sativa (false flax), 675 nucleotides. Lineage: Eukaryota; Viridiplantae; Streptophyta; Magnoliopsida; Brassicales; Brassicaceae. The record is from RefSeq and is a predicted model, not a curated record.
UCAUCGUAUCAAGAUCUCUCUCUCUCUCUCUAACAAAAACAUAAACUCACAUUUGUGGCACUGUUAGGGUUAAACAACUUCGACCAGUUUUUAGUAGUCAUGGCGGUUUUGCUUCCUCUGUUUCUUCUCUCUAUCAUGUUUACCUAUUCAAAUGCGGCGGUUUGUGUAUGCAAGGACGCGAGCGAGCCGGAACUUCAGAAGGUGAUAGACUUCGCGUGCGGAGGAGGUGCUGACUGUACUCAGAUUCAGACGACCGGAGCUUGUUAUCAACCAAACACCAUCAAGAACCAUUGUGACGUCGCCGUUAACAGCUACUACCAGAAGAAAGCUCCAACCGGCGCCACCUGUGACUUUAACGGCGCCGCAGUCAUCUCCACUUCCCCUCCUUCGACUACUUCAAGCUGUUUACCUAGUUCCAGCUCUAACGGAACCCCCACAACCGGAAAUAUAUCCACCGGUAAUUCAACCGCCGGAACUCCAGGCAUUACAAAUCCAACCACAGGCAAUUCCACCGGCAAUUCAACAACCAGCACAUCUACCGAUGAUAGGCCGACUUCGUCUUCGUUAGCAUUUCCUGGAAAUACUAUGGGACCGGCAAGCAGUACCAGCGGUUUAGGUGGCGGUGAUCCAAACGGUGGAGAAGAGCACUCCAUCCGAUGAUCCGAACCACGACGA